UACGAAAGUAAGCGGAGAAGGCGUUGCUAUGGUAACAGAUACACCUCUGAUUAGCUUUCUAGCAACUCUCCUGUCCCCAUGUUCUCUAUCGCGCUUUAUUAUUGACCGGCGAUGGAGGGCUCGGACUCAUAUCUCAUUAGACCUAAUCAUCAGCACAAGUUCAAAGCAGCUGUUGUUAAGGAGUGUAUUCGUGACGUAGUGAGGGAGCGGCUGGGUGGAGUGCAGUACGACCCAGAAGCGGCCCCGGACCUGUCCCGCUCACUGGCAGACAGCAUUAAGGACCGGGUGAAGACAAACAGCAGCUGCUCUUCUCCUUCUUUCCCUGUAGAUGUGGGCUUUGACCGCUAUAAGCUUGUUGUGCAGGUGGUAAUUGGAGAGCAACGUGGGCAAGGAGUCAAGAUGUCUUCCAGGUGUUUGUGGGACGCUGACACAGACAACUAUGCAGAAGAUGUUUACAUAAAUGACAGCUUGUUUUGCGUGGUUGCAGUUUUCGGAAGUUAUUACUACUGAGGAUGAACAGAUGCGCGUGAGAGGAUUCCGUGCAAUGAUAUAAGGUGAAAAACACAGAGGGAUGCUGCAGAGAGAUCAGCUCAGAAGAAAUGGAUACACAAAGCGUGCUGCUAAUAUCCUGAUCAUAGGAUUUUGCUAUUGUGGCAAGAUUACAACAUGUGACAUGUGUUACAGCGCCUUGAGACAGAAACAUAAGGUUUGAUGACAAGGUAAAUGUGGGACGCCUUUAUACUAAUAAGAUGAGGCGUUUACUGCAGAAGGCAGCAUAGUUCCACAUCCAUGACAGCAAAUGCACACAGCACAAUCUUUCACUUAAUUUGAUUCUAUAAGGUUAAACAACUUAUAUAUAUAUAUAUUAAUAUCGAGGGGGAGCUGCAGCACCCAGACAGAGGUACUUCACAAACACUGUGCUGACCGAGGGAAGAGAUGUCCACAAGAAACGCAAUAUGAUUUUUUUUUUUAGGUCAAGCAGCCAUAUAGAAUAAUUAUUAUUCUGUCUUGGGGAUGUCUAAACACGGCAACAUGAUUUUCAGCUAUUUUAUCGUGAACUGUGUUGUUUGCAGCUGUUACCACUUCCUGGAUCUGAUACCAGAGUCCAUUAGGGAAAUGCUUGCUAAUUUUUCUUUAUAGUUUCUUGUUGAAACAGGGACAUCAUCAGUCUUCAUUUUGACAGGAGGUCAUUUUCAGAUAUUUUUGUGCUUUUGGUAAUAACUCUUGUUGCUCAUAAAUCUCAGCAAACCAGCCUUCAAUGGGAAAACUAGAUGCUUUCCAGUCUAUAUAUAAAGACUAAUGAGGCAGAAGUGAACAGUUAACGUGAUCAGGCUUAGCUGGAUCAAUUAGUGAAAUGACUCAUGCUCUGAGUCUGUGUUCUUCCAUUUAUAGUUGCAAAGCUAAGUUGUGAAUGAGCGCAGUAAUAUGUAAAUAAGAGUGACAGAAGAGACAAACUGAUAUUGGAUUAUACCCAGUUCACUGAGUUUAAAGUGCAAAGUAUUUCAUGUAUUUCAUAUUGUGUCUUCUUCGGCUCACUGAAUCAUCUACUGAUGAAUCUCAUCCACUCUAACCUCCAGCAGAUUACACAUAGCUUUUGAGAUUUAUUCUGUAUUUAGUGAUGUUCAUGUGACAUUUGAUUAAUGUCUGAGAACCCUACAGCGCAGCUUCAUGUUGAUCCUUGUCUUGUUUUUGUACUCAUAGAACUCAAAGAUCUUGAGAAUUAAACAGUCUAUAUUUACUUUAUUUUAUGCAGAAUGACUAUUAAACUUGUUACAUUAAAA
Messenger RNA from Betta splendens (Siamese fighting fish), 1781 nucleotides. It is a transcript of the gene dynlt2b, whose product is annotated as dynein light chain Tctex-type 2B. Bases 112 to 510 code for a protein of 132 amino acids. Gene Ontology annotation, cellular component: cytoplasm; cytoplasmic dynein complex. Gene Ontology annotation, molecular function: dynein intermediate chain binding. Gene Ontology annotation, biological process: microtubule-based movement. The record is from RefSeq and is a predicted model, not a curated record. Lineage: Eukaryota; Metazoa; Chordata; Actinopteri; Anabantiformes; Osphronemidae. The transcript is spliced from 5 exons.